AUGUUUUAUAACAACGAAAAACUCUCACGAGAGUUAAAAUACUCCAACAGUGUGCAGUCGAUUAGAGCUUCAGGCCCAGCUAAUGUUGAAAAAAAAAUCAAAAGGCUAAGCGACAAACUAGAUAAAGGAAAAUUUUUAAAACUUGCAGAUAUAUCCACAGGAAAUUCAAGAGAAAUCUCCAAUCCUUUUGAAAGAAGACAAACACCCCAUUUAUCGACGAUUUCAUCGUCGAUUUUGCCUCAAAAAGUUUCACUGACACCGGUAAAUAAUUUUUUCCAGUCAAGAAACAAAAGCCCAUUUCUCCUUAAUAGGAGUACUAUUCAAAAGAAGACUGAGCUUGACGAACAGGUUAGUAUAAAGCCUGAAAGAAAAUUACUUGUGGACAGAAAAGAACAAAGGACAAUUACGCAGAUUAUAGAUGAGUUUGAUGUUACAUGAAAUAAAAGUCCGAAACGACUACAGGAAAAUAGCUGCAUGCCGAAUAUGUCUUAUCUGUCAUCUUGCAACCAACAUAAAUUAUCGUGAGAUCUAUUUAGAGUGCCUAAUCAUAAGAUAUGCAAAUCCCGUAUCAUUUUGAAAAAAUCACAAGGGCUAACUGCAGAAAAAUUUGCACAAAUUGAUAUAGCUUUUAGGAUUAAUUGGCCGGCAGGAUCAAUAAGAUAAUAGUUAAUAAGAAAUGCGGUCUAUUUAAGGGGAAAAUAUGUAAAGAAUUUAGAAGGAAAGAAAACUUUUUGAAAAAAAUGGAAAAUUUAUGCCCGAGCCUUCUGUGUCGACGUCUCCCAACGUCGGGAAACUAAAAUUUGUUGGCAAAACAACCCCCCUGGUGGCAAAUCCAUUUUCUUCUAGAGAUUUGUUCAUCCAGGGAAAUUUUUUAUUAGCAAAUACUUUUUUUUACAAGUCUCUGGUACAACCCGAGUCAAAAAGAGGCUCGGGCUAUAGUUGUAGACUUCAGCUCAAAAACAAAGCAAAUGAAAAAAUUUAAAUUUCGUGAAAAAAGAACUAUUAUUUCUCAAAGCUUCGAGGAAUUUACAAAUUCAUUAGAUAAAUUUGCAAAAGAAGGAAUUAAGGAAUAUCAAAUUCCAGUGUAUGAAAAAUAUGAGUAA
Blepharisma stoltei is the source of this 1103-nucleotide messenger RNA. NCBI's taxonomy places the organism in Eukaryota, Ciliophora, Heterotrichea, Heterotrichida, Blepharismidae. The record is from the annotation of a GenBank genome assembly.